UGGUUGUUCUUGUACGGACUGCGCUGCGCUAGGUCGUACGUGCUGCAACGACCUCCGACCAAAGUUUCUCAAUACAGCCCCGGCGCUCGGUUGGUAAGAGGUUAUUCUUGCUCGGUGACCCACAAUUUCGCGCAGUAUUGAACUUUCCGUGUUUGUCUUUGUAUAUUAAUUAUUUCUGUUCCCAUUUCAGAGUAUUGAUCUUCACGCUCUCACUGGCUGGAUUCCAGAACGGACGUCCAUCAAGCGAAACAGUCCAGCAUUCAAUGAGAGUAUGCAUUUUGAUCGGCUCUUGAACGGAGUCAGAAAAGGCGACUGCCUCAUCACCGUGGCAACAGGUCCAAUGAGUGAAAGUGAUGCUGACCGAGCAGGGCUGGUACCUACUCACGCUUACGCCUUGUUGGAUAUCAGAAAAGUCCCGGGACAUCGUCUACUUCAACUCAAAAACCCUUGGAGUCAUUUAAGAUGGAAGGGAAAAUUCUCCGAAAUGGACUCUGUUAGCUGGACACCUGAACUUCAAAGAGCACUCAACUACGACAGAAAGAGUGCUCUUCAAAUUGACAACGGAGUUUUUUGGAUCAGCUGGGAAUGUGUCAUGCAAUUUUUCGACGUGAUUUACAUGAACUGGAAUCCAAAACUCUUCAAAUACCGUUACACUCUUCACUCGACUUGGACAGCUGCCGAAGGUCCGAAAAAAGACGUUUAUAAUAUUGGAGACAAUCCGCAAUACAAACUGGAGUUGUUGUCAUCUGACAGUGAUGCUGUUGUUUGGAUUCUGCUCACUCGACAUAUUACACGAAAGGAUGAUUUCGCCGAGAACAAAGAGUUCAUCACAGUUCACGUGUACAAAACAGAUGGCGGCAGAGUUUUUUACCCGGACAACCCGUUCUUGGAAGGAACAAAAAUUAACAGUCCUUUCUACUUGGCCAAACUGAAUGCUCCCAAAGGAACAAACCGAUUCACGCUAGUGGUCUCUCAGUACGAGAAAACCAAUACCAUUCACUACACUAUCAAGGUAUUUUCCUCCACUGAAUUUCGUUUAUCCCCCGUUCCUGUUCCAUACACAGUUGAAAAGCAGGUCAGUGGUGAAUGGCGUGGCAGCUUAGCCGGUGGAUGCCCAAAUUACUCCACACAUUCUAAUAAUCCAGUCUAUCGCCUGAAGCUAGAGACUUCCUCGCCUUCAAAAACUGCUGAAGUUCUCUUAAAACUACGUGGACCCAAGCAAUUUUCAGUGGGAGCCAUAUUUCGCUCAGUUGACCGAGCCUCUGACGGAAAGCCUGUGUACGAGGCCUACUCUGAAACUUACAGGCCUGGCUUUUACGUUCAGCAGCUGACCAGGGUGCCCGAAGGAACGUAUGACGUGAUUCCUUCCGCGUUUUACCCCGGACAAGAAGGGCCAUUUAUAUUGACGAUAGCAGCAAGUUGUAGGAUUGCACUGGCAAGGAAGUAGACAGCACGACAGAAAAGAAAGUCAAGCGAGUCUGCCGUGUACACGUUUCUUAGCUGGCGGCAACCUCCUUCCCAGGGUCUUUUCGGUUUUGCUUUCCAGUGAAGAUCACUGCUACAGAUGAACGAGGAGCACUGGGACGAGUUCAAAAUUACUGAGUAGGGGAGGGAAAGGUGGAAAAAGGGUGGAGGGACAAUACAAUAUGGCUUACCAGCCUCUAAAUGAGCACAUUCAGAAUUCAAACCUGAACAAAUGAACUGUUCUUGAAAAGAACGAGAAUAUAUUAGAGUACAAUGCUAAGUUAACUGAGCAGCUUUCCCGGAAAUGCCUUCUUGGAAUUAACCUUUUGUAACUGUUCAUGUUGAAGAGAAAGGACUUCUCGACGAGUCAUAGUUCUUCAAAUUUCACGACAGCCAACUUGACUAGUAAUUUGUGGAUAUCUGACUUUUGUAAAAAAUACAGUCCAAACGAAGAAAACAUUAACUUUUUGUAAACGCCCACUUUUCUCAACGAAACAGUCGUUAAGCUGACAAUGGGAUCGUGUAAAAUACCAGCUGCUUAAAACUUUUAUUCUUAGUAGAAGACAAUAACGUCCAUAAUUACAAUGUUAAGAUAAUAUUGCCUAUGAAAUAGAGAUGAAAUAGUUUUAAGUGAAGAAAUAUAAUUAAUUUUCUGUCCGUGGCAAAAGAAGAUUUAUUGUAUGCAAAUAUUUCUCAUUUCUUGUGAGUCCAGUAUGGCCGUCGCGAAAAGUCUUUGUAGUUCAAAGUUGAAAUGGAGAUGAACAACGAAGGACAUUUUCCACGCAUCGAGGUAAAUUAAAUACCCUCUGCUGCUCAAGAGCAUUGCUCGGUGUAUGCCGGCGAAGAUCCAUCGCAAAUUAAGGUAUCUGCUGUCCAAACGAUAAAUCUGCGAUGAGACUUCGCAUGCGAUAGUGUAUGAUUUGCCAAUCAGAGUAUGAGAAAAAAAAAUUUGCACUAGUCUGGUGUGCACUAAAAAUUUAAUGAACCUUUGCAUUGCGGAGCGCAAACACAUUUAUAUAACUUGGUGCCAUUUGUAUGUAGAGUAAGUAUUUUCCGUAAAUUAAUGUUUUCUACUUGUUUGUGCCAGAUUAUAAAUAUAUGGAUGAAGGUGCUAUGGAUAAUAAAGUAAUAAUAUAAUGGCAAA
Orbicella faveolata is the source of this 2608-nucleotide messenger RNA. Its product is annotated as calpain-7-like. Gene Ontology annotation, biological process: proteolysis. Gene Ontology annotation, molecular function: calcium-dependent cysteine-type endopeptidase activity. The record is from RefSeq and is a predicted model, not a curated record. Lineage: Eukaryota; Metazoa; Cnidaria; Anthozoa; Scleractinia; Merulinidae.